Molecule: messenger RNA, 6013 nt
Organism: Ictalurus furcatus (blue catfish)
Lineage: Eukaryota; Metazoa; Chordata; Actinopteri; Siluriformes; Ictaluridae
Gene: rgs12a
Product: regulator of G protein signaling 12a
Exons: 19
Coding region: 1273-5364 (1363 amino acids)
Biological process (GO): signal transduction
Molecular function (GO): GTPase activator activity; protein binding
Source: RefSeq, a predicted model, not a curated record
UCACAAAGCUGCUAUAGCCAAUGGUCUCACAUCUCAUUAACAUGAGUUUUGAAGUGUAUUGAGUGUGCAGCUGUACAAAACUCAAUAUAUCACAAUCUAAAGUAUCUUACAUGAGAGGAACACAGCACUAAUUGAAAUAAACACACAGAACUUGUUUACUAUUGCAUCUUUGGUACUACAUUGUUUAAGUAUUGUUAGAGAAUUUCAGAUGUUACUCUAAGAUGCUAUACAUAAUGAUAACAUUUUAUUCAACUGUGUGAUUUUCUUUAAAAAAAAAAAAGACUUUAUUUUGUAACAUCUGUAAAGCCUUAUAUAAACUGUUGUCUGCCUGGUUGUGUUUUAUCAUUUAACCCACUGUGAAAGCCUAUGACCACCAUAAAUGCAGCUAGGAUUUACAGACCCAUAAUGUAUUAAACACCUGAAUUUGUUUAGCUUAAACCAGUGUUUCUCAAAGUGGGGUCUUGUGACCCUCAAGGGAUCAUGAAGCAUAUCCAGGGGGUCCAUCCAUUUUCCAUAUUGCUUAUCCUACACAGGAUCACAAGGGAGCCUGGAGCCUAUCCCAGGGAACUCCGGACACAAGGCAGGGGACACCGUGGAGGUUGGCAAAAUUGCAUACCCAGUCACACACUAAGGACAAUUAGGAAAUGCCAAUCAACCUCAAACUGGAGUACAUGGAGGAAAACAAAUGCAUGGACCUGGGGAGAACAUGAAAGCUCUGGAGGCAGGAUUCAAACCCCCAACCCCAGAGGUGCAAGGCAAACUAACCAUUGCUAACCAUUAAGCAUAGUUAACCAGGGGGUACAUUUUCCAUCCAUACAUUUUCAAUACCGCUUAUCCUACAGGGUUGCAGGGAACUUGAAGCCCAUCCCAGGGAGCAUCGGGAACUAGGAAGGGUACACCCUGGACGGUGUGCCAAUCCAUCGCAGGGCACAAUCACAUACACAUUCAUACACUAUGGACAUGCCAAUCAACCUACCAUGCAUGUCUUUGGACUGGGGGAGGAAAGCGGCGUACCCGGAGGAAACCCCUGUAACACAGCGAGAACAUGCAAACUCCGCACACACAGGGCAACGGCGGGAAUCGAACCCCCAACCCUGGGUGAAUGGCAGUGGUUGUCUGGACACUGGACAGAAGUGGAAAGAAGACUGAAACUUUGAAAAUACGAAGUGUUAGGGUCAGUACCUACAAUGACUGUGGCUCAUUGAUUUGGACUCUGAGCAGCAGUAUCACCCAAGCCUUUUGUUGUGAUUUGGUUGCAUCUCGCAGGCAGAAAUGAGAGCUCUGGAGCCUGCUGGAGGUGUGAAGAGAUCUCUGGACUUCUCUCCAGCCCCAAAAGUCCGCAGCGUGGAGAUAGAGCGAGGUAGAGCUGGAUACGGAUUUACCGUGGUUGGCCAGGCUCCCUGUGUCCUGAGUGGAAUCCUGAAAGGAAGUCCAGCUGAUGAUGCUGGAUUGAAGCCUGGUGACUGUGUUUUGAGUGUGAACGACACCGAUGUGUCCACAGCUUCACAUGAAACCGUAGUGGAGCUCAUCGGGUCAUCAUUACGAUCUCUUAGUUUGCUGGUCUCAUCAGUUGACAGACAUUCAGUAAAUUUUGCAUCAGAUUCCCUGGUUGUUCAGUUAAAGCAGAAAGAAACUUGGUCAAAUCCAGGACAAGUGGAACCUUAUGAGGAAGGUAUAGGGGAGUCAGUGGGCAGUUUUAAUACUGUUUUGGAAAUUUCAGGUCAGGCUUGUACUAACGCAUCAAAAAAACAACCUAAACAGAGACCAAGAUCAGAACCAGAUAUGUCUUACUGGUCUCAUUGGUGUCCGUCAAAACACAACCCGCAUGCACUUGAUCGGGAGGAACCAUCUCGUGUUGUGAGUAAAGAUUCCGUUUUCUCAGACUUUCAGAGUCAGCAUGAUAUUUUGCCUGACUCCAGCGCUCUAAACGUGGGAAUGGUGGUAGGAUACAUAAACUCCAUAGAACUGGAUCUAGUGAUUUCCCACUCUGAAAAGGAAACCUUACGAGCUAUACGGGAAUGUAUUACUCAAAUUGCAACUGAGCAGAAAACCCAUUACCUGGUGAUGAUGAGGGUCAAGUGUAAUUGUGUGCAGCUUUGUGAUGACAGGGAUGUGGUUUUGGCUGCAUACCCUGCAGAGAACCUGGUCUUGUGUGCAGUAUGUACUGAAGAUAAUAGGUUUUUUGGUCUUGUCUCAAAGGAGGUGACGAAAACUGGCCCCAAAAAAGCAGAGCAAAGCACUUGCAUGAAGACGUUAUGUCAUGUAUUCAUCAUAGACCCAGAACUCUGUGAUCACGAUGAGCAUAAAAGCAUCUCUGAUCACUUUGGCUUUUCAUGCACUGCUGACUCGGACACUCAGGGUUGUCUGGAGUUUCCCCAUACUCCGUAUUCAAUGUUAAACUUUGUGUCAGUCCUCUACACAGACAUGGGAGACCAUAUUGAGAAAUUGAGAGUCAAACUGGAUAGUGAGGAUUGUGACGAACAGCAAAGCACACGAAACAGUGGCAGUGGGGACAGCGGGAUUGGAAACGUGUCUCCAGAGGAUCAGGAGAGUUUUGCUGACCAGUGGAGUCUUACAUCUCCAAACAGUUCCCAUACAACUUGGGACAAACCAUCUCCAUGCAUCUCCCAGCAGAGCAAUGAGCCAUCCCUAAGGUCAGAGCGUAGGUGCCUUCUUGCAGAGCCAUUCCCUGUCCCUGCCACUCCACAAACAAAUGCGUCUAUUGGAGAAGAGGUUUCACAUAGUGUGCCUUUAAAUUCUAUUUCUCAGCGUAAGCAGUCACAACUGCCUGAAAAUAAGACCAAACGGAGAGGAAGUCAGCGCUGGCCCUCUGUUAGUAUCCGCGCUCGCUGGCAGAAACCUCGGCCCACCAGCAUUGACAGCCUGGCUGACAGCGAUACCGGUGGACCCAAAGCUAAAAACAGCACUUUACCACCUGCCAUGGAACAAAUCCCUCCACUGAGAUACAAAACACCUGGUGACCUUGCAUAUGAUCUGACUUUGAAACUGUUUAACAGUGGAUCCAAGAAUAAGGAUGGAGAAAACAAGGGCUACAGAUUUUGGGGUCUCACUAGAGGACGCUCUGUUCGAAAAACCUCAGCUCGCACCAACCGACUCAGCCUGGCACGUUCACUUGAUGACCUUGAGACAGCGGCAUCAGUUGGUGACCGAGGUGGUAUGGAGCGGCAUGGCUUUGGAAGCAUUAACAGUUUGGAAAGUAACAGCAGCCUGCCCAGCGUCACCAACCAUCACAAUCUCUCAGAGCGCCGUGUGGCGGCAUGGGCAGUCUCUUUUGAGCGUUUGCUCCAGGACCCCGUUGGUGUGCGAUACUUCUCUGAGUUUCUGAAAAAGGAGUUUAGUGAAGAAAACAUUUUAUUCUGGCAGGCCUGCGAAUUCUUCAGCCAGGUUCCUGAACAUGACAAGAAGCAGCUUUCCCAGAAGGCCAGAGAGAUCUACAAUAGCUUCCUUUCCAGUAAGGCCACUACCCCAGUGAACAUUGACAGCCAGGCACAACUUGCAGAUGAUGUCCUCACAGCACCAAGGCCUGAUAUGUUCAAGCAGCCACAGCUACAGAUCUUUAACCUGAUGAAGUUUGACAGUUAUGCUCGGUUUCUGAAGUCCUCACUGUAUCAGGAGUGUAUGUUGGCUGAAGUGGAGGGUCGACCUCUCCCUGACCCCUACCAUGUGCCCUGUAGCCCCGCCCCCUCUAAGCACAGCUUUAUCUCCGAGCACUCUGCUUUCUCCACACCAAAAAAGGACAGUCGGAAGCCUAGGACAGGCAGGUCAAAUGAUGACCUAAGAGAUGACCCUGACAGGAGAAAUGGCAUUUUCUCCUGGUACAGAAACAGGAGCUUCGGUAAAGGUCCGAAGAAACGAGAAAUAACAGACUUCAAUUAUAACAGUAAUGGUCGGAGGGAGUCUCAGGGGUCUUUGUCUUCUGGUGCCAGUCAGGAGUUCAACACACCCUGCUCCACACUCAGAAAUGAGCAAAGGAACUCCACAUGCGAGAGGGAUAAAAUAGGGGCGGGUAGGUCAUGCACAGUAGCACUCCCCGAUGGCUCGAGCUGCUGUGUGUGUCUGAAGCAGGGUGCUGCCAUCAGACAAGUGCUGCUGGAGCUGUGCCAGAAGCAAAGCAUCAAUAUGGCUGCCGUCGAUCUCUUUCUUGUCGGGGGAGAGAAGCCACUGGUGUUGGACCAAGACAGCAUGACACUCAGUUCGAGGGACCUACGUAUGGAGAAGCGUACUCUGUUCAGACUCGAUCUGGUGCCUAUUAACAGAUCUGUGGGCUUGAAAGCCAAGCCGACCAAGCCCGUAGCAGAGGUGCUGCGGCCUGUGGUUGCCAAGUACGGCCUGCGCCUUAACGACCUGGUGGCUAGAAUAAGUGGAGAAACUGAGGCUCUUGAUUUAGGACUGCCCAUAUCAAACCUUGACGGCUUGCGAGUUGUCCUAGAGCGCUCUGAACCAAGUUCUUCGAAUGAGAAGACUAAGACGCUUCCCUCCAAAACACAGGGACCAUCAUUGACCAGCAGAGGGCAGUCAACACUGGGAGAUCACAGAUCAUCAGAGAAACCUGUGAAAGGGGAGAGAGGAGAUAAACCCCCAAUCAGCGAGACACCCCAAAAAAAGAAAGCCAACAAGAUUCCUCUGGAUGAUGCUGAAGAGUUCUUUGAGCUGCUGAGUCGUGCUCAGAGCAGCCGUGCUGAUGAUCAGAGAGGCCUACUGAGAAAAGAGGACUUGGUGCUCCCUGACUUUCUGCGUCUGAAGCCUGAGCCCAGUGCACCUCCAUCCUGUUCCACUCCCACUUCCCAAAAAUAUGUUCACAACUCCGUCCAGCCCCCAUCUGUCACCUCCAAUGGACACAACCCCGAAGCUGGAGACGAGACAGACCCACUUGCCCUGCCUCUCUCCCCUAUCCACCAUGCACAAGGCCCUCCAGGGCAGGAUGGUGAGGGACUGUGUGACCUCACCCUGGUGGGUGAGGGAGACAUUAGCAGCCCCAACUCUACUCUACUGCCCCCUGUGCCAACCUGCACACCCCCCCACGAUGCCAACAUCACCCCUCCACCGCUGCCUUCCACCCACAGAAACCCCAGCUCAGGUGCAGUGGAUGAAAGCGAGACUCCAGUGAGUCACCAGCAGGAAAAAACACCAGCACAGAAAGAUUCACAGUCUUCUAAGCAAAGGACUGAUGGGGACGACAUCCCUCAGGAUGAGAGCUUUGAGGGCUACGCAGCUGAGCUUCGCCAGUGCCAGAGCAAAAUGAGGACUGGAACUUACUCCUCUGUCCAUCCUCCACAUGCCCUCAACAAUGUCUCACACGGCAGCCAAAAUAGCACAACACAAUACAAAGCUACAUUUGUAUGAAUGAUCCGUCCAUCCAUCCAUCCAUCUUCUAUUCUGCUUAUCUGCUUCAGGGUCACGGGAGAGCCUAUCCCAGGGAGCAUGGGGCACAAGCGGGGUACACCCGGGACAGGGUGCCAUUUGUAUGAAUGAUACUACAUAGAUUUUUUUUCAAAUAAAUUUUUAGACAUGUGCUAGAGCACAAAUGGUGAAUAAAAUGUAAUUGUGUACAAAUGUAUUUUGUAAUGACAACCAAUAACUUAUUGAAUGAUAAAAUGAAAGCUGUGAUUUUACAAUUUAGAUCUGAUUCAAAUAAAAAAAAACAUGAUUUAACCUCUUUGGAUAGGCUCACUGAUGAAGUUAUAGAUACAACCAGUGUAUCUGCUUCAAAUGUUAAAGGCAAUAGUGAAUUAAUAUUUGUGGAACGGUAAAUAAAAUUGAUCAUGUUUAAUAAUUUGGAGACAUUUUCUUUGAUUGUGUACUUUUAUUUUAAAAACUGAGGUGGGCUGCUGAGUUACACUAUAUGUCCAAAAGUAUGUGGACCCAUGACCAUCACAUCCAUAUGUGCUUUUUGAAAAUCCCAUUUCAGUUUUAGUCCCCCUUUGCUGUAUAAUAAUCUCCUGAAAAGCCUUUCCGCUAGAGUUUGAAGCAUGCCUGAAAGAUGUGUUCAUUC